Messenger RNA from Saccostrea cuccullata (small rock oyster), 1567 nucleotides. RefSeq lists its product as uncharacterized. Bases 375 to 1517 code for a protein of 380 amino acids. The record is from RefSeq and is a predicted model, not a curated record. Lineage: Eukaryota; Metazoa; Mollusca; Bivalvia; Ostreida; Ostreidae. The transcript has 9 exons.
AAUUUAGAAUAUUUCACUGUUUGAAUGUGUGUGCGUUUUUCAAGUACAAUACAUGACAUUUAUUUUCCCUUUAAACUGAUCGAUUAUAAUGCAUUUAGAUAAACAUGCUUUCGACCAACUUGAAUAGCCAACCCCCGACCCAUUAAAAUGAAUGAAAGGAACGAAUCUUUAUUGAAAGGACUAGACAUUCAAGCUUAAAUAAAAAUAUUAAAUAUAUCGCGAAUAUUUUAGUUAUUGCAAAGUCUACAACUUGGAAGAACUAAACCAUGGAUUUGUGAUGCAUAUUUUCAGAAUUUAUGAAGGUCGCCCAAUUCAUGCAUAAUGUAAUAAACCAGGGAAAUCAAUACUCCUUAUCCCAGGAUCACUGAAAGAAAAUGCAGAAUAGAAUGAAGUGGUUUAUUUUCCUGCUUGCUUUCGUAAAUAUUACAGCGAUUUCUGCAUCGUCAUGUCAGUUCCCGGCGGAUCUAAGAGGAGCGUGGAUCAGUUCUGACAAGGGAUUCCUCAGAUUCGGCGAGUCUGUUAUUUAUGAUUACCCCGUCAUUUUACCAGGAGUGACGUCAGUUGACUUCCUCUGUUCAGAAAAUAAUGGAACAUACUAUCUUCUCAAAUCUUCGACAGAUAUCAACGUGUUUUCUUUGGAAGUCAGCGUGUUUGUUUGCCUUAGUUUUGAACGAGUGAGAUCUGACAAUUAUAUUUAUUAUGUUGAGACACCCCUAGACUCCACAGUUAAGGAGAAUGUGUAUGCUUAUUCAAAUCCUGUAAACGUAUCUAUGGAUGUUGUGUGCAGUCUUCCCAAGACAACCGACAACAUGUAUAGCUUAAUUAAAAAUGUUUCAACUGCAGAUAUAGUAAGUAUCGAAUGUCCCAACUUUUUGCGGAAAUCCUUCGUAAACCUUAACUCCGAAGAAAAUGGUAUGGAAAACGUUUGUGUAAAUGGUAGUGUCAACGGUUGUCUGAAGAACACGCAGCUCACUAUCACAAGUCCAUCUUGCCAUUCCAGUAUCCAUAUACCAGAUAACCUUUCUGUGAAUUGUCUGUUUUAUGAAACGGAAAAUGACGUCACAUAUUUGUAUACGUGGACAGCUGAUACUGCCUCUAUAUCAAAAAGAGACCAUGGAUUUAUUUGUAUUGAAAUCACCCAUAACGAAUCCUCUGCAACUUUUCGGUUAUUUAAUGAUACAUGCACAGAUGCCUCAAAGAAUACAGAAUUUCUCACCCUGAAGUCAAAAGAAAUUCAUGAAAUCUGUCGACCAACCACACCAGCCCCUCCACCUAAUAGGGGAACGGGACAUGCAAACUCCCCCAAAAAGAUAAAGAGUUCCACAAAUUGGGCCAUCUAUUUUGCCAUUGUUGUCUGCAUCAUCAUAAUCAUCGGUUUUAUUGUUAUCAUCAUCAAAUUCUUUCGAAAACAAAUGUGGGAUUUCUUCACAAAGAAGCCUCCUCAACAAACCGAGAAAGCUACUUUCUCCGACAUUGCAGCUAAUUCUACGGAUACUUUAGAAACACAAAAAUAUUAGUAUAAAUUUCGAUUUCAUUUUAAUCACUUUGAAUUUGAAAGUUAUAAUAU